AUGGCGGACGGUACCUCGCCUAGUUCCCCGCUUGUAUCACGACGGGAUCGAGCUGCUCCACGAAACGAUCUUCCAAAAUUAGGGCGCGCCAAGCAGCCUCCGCAGCAGCAGCCAGAGCCCCCUCCGGCCCCCUCCUCCCGCGAGGAGACGUGCCACUUCCUCAAUGCUAUCUUCCUCUUCCUCUUCAGGGAGCUCAGGGACACGGCCCUGGUCAGGAACUGGGUCACCAAGAAGAUCAAGGUGGAGUUCGAGGAGCUGCUCCAGGCCAAGAUGACGGGGAAGGUGCUGGAGGGGCUCAGCCUCAGGGACGUCUCUCUCGGCAACGUCCUGCCUGUCUUCAAAGCUGUCAAGCUCAUUCGGCCGGUGGUCUGCAAUGAAGAGGGCUGCCCCGAGGAGCUGGGCUUUGAGGUAGACCUGGAGUACAACGGUGGCUUCCACUUGGCCAUCGAUGCUGACCUGGUCUUUGGAAAGUCGGCCUACCUCUUUGUCAAGAUCUCCCGGGUGAUGGGGAAGCUGAAGCUGGUCUUCACGCGCCUGCCCUUCACGCACUGGUCCUUCUCUUUUAUGGAUGAUCCUGUGAUACUGUUUGAAGUGAAGUCUCAGUUUGAAGGGAGGCCUAUGCCUCAGCUCACUUCCAUCAUUGUGAACCAGUUCAAGAAAGUUAUUAAGCGCAAGCACACCUUACCCAAUUAUAAAAUCAGGUUCAAGCCAUUUUUCCCGUUUCAAGUAUUGCCACCUGAUGAAUAUGAAGAUAGAGACCUCUGUAUACAGGAUUUUCUGUUGACAGAAGGUCGAUUAAAAGUCACAUUAAUUGAAUGUACAAGGUUACUUAUGUUUGGAUCCUAUGAAAGAGAAACAAAUGUUCAUUGCACAAUGGAGCUGAGCAGUAAUGUUUGGGAAGAAAAAUCAAGAAGUUCUAUUAAAACGGCAGAACUAGUGAAAGGGAAUCUGCAAAGUGUUGGGCUCACUCUCCGCCUUGUGCAGUCCAAGGAAGAAGAUGCAGGGCAUGUUGUCAUUGAAACUGUGACUCCAAACUCACCUGCUGCAGCUGCUGAUCUACAGAGGGGAGACAGACUUCUAGCAAUUGGCAGUGUUAAAAUCACAUCAACUGUCCAAGUGUUGAAGCUUAUUAGACAGGCUGGGGACAGAGUUUUAGUCUUUUAUGAAAGGCCUGUGGGGUAUAAUCAGCAUGGUUCAGCACUGCAGGAUGGAUUUGGACAAUUGGAAGACGCUGCUUUCUUGACACAGCCAGAAGAUGACCAAGCUAGUUUAUCAGCUGAUGUUGAUAACAGAGAUUUUGAUUCAGAAUUUGAGGACUUAGCUUGUGAAUCACCUGACCAAAAAGAAGAUUUGCCAACAACUCCGAGUCCCAAACGUUCAGUAGUAAUACUUGCUGCUAAACCACUUGGAACUAUAUCUCCGAUUCUGAAUCGAAAACUACAUUUAGGAAGUUACCAGACAACAUCAAAAACACAACAAAAAGAUGGAGCUAAAGUGGCAACACCCAAAACUAUUGAGGGUUCAGAUGCAUCACAGCAAUCAGGUAAACAAUCACAAGGAUCCAGUACUAAGCCUCCUGUGCCACCUAGGCCACAAAGCAAGCCUAUUUUGCCUACUAGUGAAACUCAAAAUCUGUUAGAAACUGGAGGUGUAUCUUCUGAAAAACCAGAGAGGCCACCUCCACCUACAAAUAAUGGAGAUAAAUAUACAGAGAAGGUAGUAAAGAAUAAUGAUCAAAUAGAAGACCCAACGGUAUCAAAAGUAAUAACAGCACCAAAACAAGAUAUAUUAAAAGAUGGACUUUCAGAAAAUGCACGUAGUUACAAAGAUAGUGGAGAUGAUCAUCAAACAUGGGAAUCGCCAGAAAUUCCUUAUAAAAUCCGGCAAGGCCGAUGGCCAAGGACAAGAACAUCCUCCUGUCUAUUUGAAGUGGAAGGAUACCAUAAGUACCUUAAUGUUGCACUGUGGUGCAGAGACCCUUUCAAAGCAGGUGGUUUUAUCUGCUUAGGAUAUGCAAGCAUAAAACUUGAAGAAAUUGCUUUAGAUUGCAUAGCUACAUCCUCAAUGGAAUAUAUUAGAACAUUUAAACUGGAUGCUCCUACACCUAAAGCAGCAGUCACUAGAACAGCAUUGCGGAAUUUGACAACCCAUAAGGGAUUCAAUGAAAAAUUUUGUUAUGGCGAUGUAACUUUACACUUCAAAUAUUUAAAAGAAGGUGAAAUAGAUGAUUCAAACUUUCUCUUGGAGAAAGAAAGGGAAUGUCACUUGGAAGAAGAAGCUCGUGCACUUCAGAAAGAGGAUCCUUACUUGGGACACGUUGUUCUUACGGAGAACAAGCAUAACUUUCAAGAUACUCAGUUUCAGAAUCCGACUUGGUGUGAUUACUGCAAAAAGAAAGUAUGGACUAAAGCGGCUUCGCAGUGCAUGCUCUGUGCUUAUGUUUGCCAUAAAAAAUGUCAAGAAAAAUGUCUAACUGAGAUGCCCUUUUGUGUAGGAGCUGAAAAGCGACUUGAUCGAACUGUGGGAGGUUGUAGAGCAGAAGGACAGGAAGCUCCCCAAGCUGCAUCCUCUCGUGUUGAUUCAGAAUCUAAAUCUGUUAACAGAACUACAGGUUUGACCAGGCAUAUCAUCAAUACAAGCACCCGUUUGUUAAACCUUCGUCAAGUCCCCAAAGCUCGCCUUUCUGAGCAAGGAACAGAGGUGGUAGAACCUUCGCCAAAGCACACACCAAACACUUCUGAUAAUGAAAGUAGCGAUACUGAAAUCAGUGGGCCAAGCAGUCCUUCAAAACGUGCAGCAGGUACUGGGAUAAAGUUGGUCCGAAAGGAGGGUGGUCUAGAUGACAGUGUCUUCAUUGCCGUUAAAGAAAUUGGACGUGAUCUCUACAGAAGUUUACCCACAGAGGAGCGUUUUCAGAAAUUAGAAUUUAUGCUGGAUAAGCUGCAGAAUGAAAUAGACCAGGAGCUGGAAAAUAAUAAUUCACUCGUUAAAGAAGAAAAAGAGACAACUGAUGCAAGGAAAAAAGCCUUGAUUUCUGCUGCGCUGGCUAAGUCAGGUGAAAGACUGCAGGCCCUUACGCUGCUGAUGAUCCACUACAGAGCAGGCAUUGAGGAUAUAGAGUCUUUGGAGAACAUGUCGUUAGAGCGGCAGUCCAAAAGAGUGACUAAAGAUUCAGAGGAACCCAAUAUAGCAGAAGAAAUGGAUAAUGAAGAUGUCAGUCUGACGGAGGCGCCAACAUUCAACAUCAUAUCGGAAGAACCAGUUGAUCCACCUCAAUCAGUAGACUGAUAUUUACAUAUUUAGCCUUUGAAGGAAUGGACUAAAAGAAUACUUUGCACUUAAUUGCAAACACACACAAACUAAAUUAAAACACUGGUAUAAUGUCCUGCUUCUCCACAGUUAUUUGCCUAUGUAAGAGUACAGCUAAUAAUGGUUCUUCUCCAGCUACAGCACCAUCAUGUUGUUAAACUGGCUGGUUAAAACUCGAUUUUGGGGUUUAUAUUGGAAAUUUAUUUUUAAUAACUUAUUUUUAUUUUUUUCUAAUUAUGUAACCUUACCAUUUCACAUUAACGUGUGUGGUGUCCUUAUACUCCCCCCCCCCCUUCUUUUUUUGAGCUGGUGUUUUCAACAGGAAACUGGCAGGAUUUUCAAAAUGUUUAGUUUCCAUUGUAUGGUGAAAAAAUUACAAGCUUGUUGCAUGCCUAAGCUGAUGACUGACAGAGAAGUCACCGAGGGACCAGGCUUUGAAAUGUUGAUCACAGUUAUUGUACGUCUUCUAGGUAGUUGUGUAUUUUUCGCCAAACAUAUCAUGAAAGCAAACAAGAGGUCUUUCAUUUUGUCUGUUGUUAAUAUUUACUAAAGUUAACAUUGCAUAUAAUUUUUCCCAUAUUUUUGUUAAAUACAAGAACUUUUCAUAGUUUGAAAUUAACAUGAAAUAUAGUAAUGCUAUGCUAAAAAAAAAGCCUCCUUAGAACUUUGGGCUAUUGUAUCCUGAUUGAAUAAUAUUAGUUAUCAAAGUACAUACCGGUAUCUCAUAAUAAUUUAAUUGGGAAUAUUUGUGAGAUAAGAGGCUGGUUGCCUUCCAGAACAAAAUUAUAUAUUUAAGUGUUAUUGUAUUAUCUGAUGACCUGAUAAAGGAAAAUUGUUCUUCUCAAGAGUUGGAGGUUUCAUUACAUUCUAUGAAAAAGCAUGUAAUGACAGUUUAAGUAAAUAAAAAAAAAAAAAAAAAAUUUUGCUGCAGCCUUUAUCUUACCGUUUCAGAAAGCUUGAGGUACAAAAUACUUUACAAAAAAUAGCUAAAUGUGUUCUCUCUCAACACUUUUGAGUAAUCUUAUAGUGGUAAGUUGCAUUCAGCUUCUCAGACAGAAGAGACAGUCUGAGCAGAAGGAUCACCUUUGCCAGAAAAAUGUCCUGUAGUGUAUAUAACAUGUUUUAUUUGAGUCAAAAUAAGUGAGUCCAGUAGAGAUGAGGAAGAAUUUCAGCCAGCAGCUUUUGAAAGGAACUAUCUGAUCUUGUGCUAUGUGUAAACUGUGGAUCUUAGCAUCACCUGGCUAAGGCCGUUGUUCUUAUUUAUUUCCUGUAAACAUGUCUUUGUUUCAUCUUCUGUGUAUAGAAAUGCCGUAUAAAAUAUCAUCUUUAUUUUAGGUACUGUCUUAGGUACUGGUGGUAUUAUCACUGGUAGUAGAAAAAAAUGCCUUUGUGGAAAUGGAGUUGAAUCUAAGAUGGUAAAAUAACUUACUUAAAUUUUCAGGCAGUCUCUGAUGGACCUCUCCAUUAAAUUUGCUUCUCAGUUUAUUUUGUGAUGGGCAAAAUUAAGAAGCAAUGGUUUUCACAGAUGGAAAAGCAUACUUGUACUUCUGAACAAAACGGUUACUUCACUCAUGCAACUAUUUGCACUUUUUUGUGAGUUCUGGGCAGUUGAUACUUACUUACUUAGUUGAUGUAUGGAAAACACUAUCCAUGCUAAAAUAGGCAUGUGACACACUUCUGAAAUUAAGCUUCAGUAAAUAAUCGCACAAAAUUAGCUUCCCUUAUUGACUAAAAGUUAUUUAACUUAUACUUGCUUGAGAUGCAUAUAAAGACUUCCCCCACUCCAUUUUCUCAGUGGCUUACCAUUGGUGGUGAUCUGCAUUCAAUCUCCAUCAGUGUUUGCUCUUACAGACUACUAUAGAGGUUUUUAAAUAUAUCCAAGUACUUCAUUUAAACCCUGGUACACAUGAAGGAGCUGUGAAAACAAUGCAAAUACUGAUUUAAAAAAGGCAUUUGAGGUUUUAAAUUGACUGGUAUAAUACAGUGGGUAAGAAAAGCUGGAUAUAGUUGUCCUCAUAUAGUAUUGCUAAUGAUGACUGUAAGAGAGAAAUUAAACAUAGUGCAAUAUUUUUAAAUAUGCCGAAUGGGAAAAGGGCAAAAUAGUUGUAUUUUAGUGAUAAGAAGGAAAACAUAAAUUCCUGUCUGGCAUUAAUUACAGUAAGCGGUGAAUCUCGAGGGUAAAAUUGUAAUAUUACAUUCCUGAUGUAAUCUUUGCUUCAUGCUUAACUGUAAAUAGCUGGAAAUAAAGAAUACCACAGAAAACAAGAAUAUCUUGACUUAAUGAUAUCUGAAUAGGUGGCAGCUACACACAUUUGCAGAAGAUCUGCCUAAUAUGAUUUUGUUGGCUAUUAUUUUAUCAUGAGAAUAAGCUUUAAUAAAAUAGUUUUGCUAAAUUA
Messenger RNA from Aptenodytes forsteri (emperor penguin), 5705 nucleotides. It is a transcript of the gene PDZD8, whose product is annotated as PDZ domain containing 8. Gene Ontology annotation, cellular component: mitochondria-associated endoplasmic reticulum membrane contact site. Bases 1 to 3288 code for a protein of 1095 amino acids. The record is from RefSeq and is a predicted model, not a curated record. Gene Ontology annotation, biological process: mitochondrial calcium ion homeostasis. Lineage: Eukaryota; Metazoa; Chordata; Aves; Sphenisciformes; Spheniscidae. The transcript has 6 exons. Gene Ontology annotation, molecular function: lipid binding; protein binding.